AUGAUGCAGUCGUUGUUGAGCACGAAGACGUGCCUGGGUGUGGGGUUACCGGUUUUAACGAACUCCGAGGAAAGGAGUACGAGGAGGAGGAUGCAAAGCGUGAAUUGUAGGAACCAUAGGAAUUGGAGGAGUGUGGUUGUGUCGUGCGGUUCGAAGAGGAACCAGAACGAGGGAAUUGACGAGACUGGAUGGUCGAAUUCGAGGUCGUUUUUGUCUCCGAGUCACAGCUACGCGAUCUUGAAGCACCGGAUGGAGAUAGCGGCAAAGUCCGAGCAUUACGAAGAGGCUGCGAGGAUUCGUGACUCGCUCAAAUGCUUCGAGGACGAGGUUCCUGUUCUGCGUCUGCGGAAAUUGUUGAAGGAAGCUGUUGCUGACGAGAGAUUUCAGGACGCAGUUAGAUAUCGUGAUCAGCUAAAAGAAAUUGCUCCACAUUCUCUCUUAAAAUGUUCAAGUGAUGCUACAACCUUGGGAAUUCGGGUGCAAGUUAAGAGUGUAUAUUUAGAGGGCAGAAGUCAACCUACAGAGGAGGUAUAUUUCUUUGAAUAUAGAAUCAGAAUUACAAAUAACACAAAUCGCCCAGUUCAACUUCUCAGAAGGCACUGGAUUAUAACUGAUGCUAAUGGAAAAACUGAAAAUUUCUGGGGAAUUGGGGUUGGUGGUGAACAGCCUGCUAUAUUUCCUAGGAGUAGUAUUGAGUUCUCUUCUACAUGCCCUUUAAACUCACAAAAUGGUAGAAUGUUUGAUCUUCCCAUUGAACAGAAAACCAGAUGUUUAAAUCUCUCUGCUAUAAUACAGGAAGGUGACUUUGAGAUGAUACAUGUUGAUCGAGUAGGUCCAAGAGCAUUUAACGUGGCCGUUGAACCUUUUUCUCUCUCUCUACUUGGAGAUGAUGAUGACGGUGAAACUAUUUGA
Messenger RNA from Sphenostylis stenocarpa, 912 nucleotides. The record is from the annotation of a GenBank genome assembly. NCBI's taxonomy places the organism in Eukaryota, Viridiplantae, Streptophyta, Magnoliopsida, Fabales, Fabaceae.